This is a messenger RNA of Saprolegnia parasitica CBS 223.65, 783 nucleotides long. RefSeq lists its product as hypothetical. Gene Ontology annotation, molecular function: metal ion binding; glutathione gamma-glutamylcysteinyltransferase activity. Lineage: Eukaryota; Oomycota; Saprolegniomycetes; Saprolegniales; Saprolegniaceae. The record is from RefSeq and is a predicted model, not a curated record. The transcript has a single exon. The coding region runs from base 1 to 783 and encodes 260 amino acids. Gene Ontology annotation, biological process: response to metal ion; phytochelatin biosynthetic process.
AUGGCGACGAGCAGCCUACCCUACGUGGAGCCACCGACGCCGCCAAGCACAAGUGUCGGCGACCGUCUCCGGCGUGCCGUCUUCGUGACGCUCCUCUCGAUCCUUGGUCUUCCCUACAUGCUCUACGCGUGCCUCGCUCAGCGGGCGACAAUCGGCCCGCUCCUUACAGCGGCCCGGCGCACGAGCAUCAAGCUCGACGCGAUGUACAAGGACUCGUCGCGCCUCGCACGUGCGUGGUCCACACCCAUUGGGCAGCGCUACCUCUGCGGCGGUCUCGAGUACCAGCGGCGCGAAGGCUACUGCGCGUCCGCAACGCUCCGAAAUGUGCUCAAGUCCGUUGGUCGUAGCGACGUCCUACCGGCGCCCCGCCGCGGCGCGUCGACCCCAAAACAGUACGUGGCAGCGCUCGACCACGCAGGCUGCACGAGGUCCCGCAUUGUCUACGGCAGCGAUGGCUACGACGUGUUUCGAUCUGCACUUUUGGCAGCCAACGACCCCAGCUACCGCGUCGCCGUCAACUUUCUUCGGUCGCCGCUCUUCGGCUUCAAUGGACCGACGUUCGCGCCGUUUAAUUUCAUCCUGGGUGUCUUUGGCGGUCAUUUCUCCAAUGUGAUUGGGUUCCUCGACGACGAAGAUCUCGUCGUCAUCUUUGACGUCAACCACACGUACGGCCCGUACCUUGUUGACGCCAAGCGCCUCUAUAGCGCCGUCAACACGUACGACCAGACGGCCAAGCGCACGCGGGCGCUCGUCGUCUCGAAAGUGCUCGAGGACUCUGACUAA